AUGUCAAAUUCUGGAAGGAAACUGAUCAAGAAAAAAAAAGUUUGCGGCAAAAGUAGAAGUCGCUGGGAAAGCGAACAGAGAGAGGGUCGCUCGACCCGAGACGUUUACUCUGAUUCCGCUCCACAGACGGCUGCCAGGCUUGCCGAGCUUUUCCGGCAAUUUCUGCUUCUGUCUCCCCGAUUUCCGGCUCCCGCCGUUCUUUCGGUUUUUUAUUCAGGAAAAGACGAGCAACUGCUUUGUGCCGGAGAGAGUGCAGGAGCGGCUGAGAAGUUUUGGGGGAUGAGAAACCUCGGCUCCGAGGUCAGAUUGCGACCGUUCUCCUGGGGUGUUGGGGGUUGGGGGUUCGGGGUGGUGGGGGGCGCAAAGCAGCUGAGAGGAGGUUCCAGAGAUUACACACUCUGGCCAUUUUGGGUAGACACACACGUAGACCCACCAUUCAGAAAAGACAGGAAUGGCCAGAUCGUGGAUAGCUCUGGAAGGAAAAUCAAGCUGUACCCGGAGGUGGCGGAGGUGCUGCAGACUCUACACGGAGAUGGCAUCUGGAUCGCGGCCGCAUCCCGCACUGGCGAAGUCGCAGGAGCCAAUCAGCUGCUGAGCCUCUUCCAGCUCGAUGCCUACUUCAGCCAAAAGGAAAUAUACCCGGGCUGCAAAGUCACUCACUUCGAAAGGAUCAAACAGGCGACUGGACUUCAGUUCUCUGACAUGAUCUUCUUCGAUGAUGAAUCCCGGAACAUCGUGGAUGUCGGGAAAUUAGGUGAAUAAGCAACGUUGCUGUUCCCUUUGGAACUGUUAAUCACAGUAACUGUUAAUCCUACUCCAGAAACAGUCUAACUUAAUCCAUGCUCCUCACUCUCUACUUCAUCUCCCUCUCUGAUCAUCCUCAAAUCCCACUUUCCUGCCUUUUUCGUAUAACCCUGAAUUCCCUUCCUGAUCUCUGUGUCUCAGCCUUGAAUAUCCUCUGACCCAGCCUCGACAGCGCCCCCUCUGCGGUAAAGAAUUCCACAGAUUCACUCCCCCCUCGGACAGAAGAAAUUCCUCUCCAUCUCCGUCUUCAGUGGGCGACCCCCUCGCUCUGAGAUGAUGCCCCCUCUGGUCCUAGACUCUCCCAC
Messenger RNA from Rhincodon typus (whale shark), 1109 nucleotides. It is a transcript of the gene mdp1, whose product is annotated as magnesium dependent phosphatase 1. The transcript is spliced from 5 exons. The record is from RefSeq and is a predicted model, not a curated record. Lineage: Eukaryota; Metazoa; Chordata; Chondrichthyes; Orectolobiformes; Rhincodontidae. Bases 1 to 762 code for a protein of 253 amino acids. Gene Ontology annotation, molecular function: acid phosphatase activity.